AUGGUUCGCCUUGCCAACAUUCCCCGCGCGAUUCUCCCACCACGGCACAAGACAUACGAGACUGCCGACGCAUGGUAUACGGCCUUGGCCGAGAUGCACAUUGGGCAACUCAUAUUUCAGCACAACGACGUCGUCAACUCAGAGGACGACUGUCGAAACAAGUAUGUGGCUCGACAAAUAUUUCGCAGGCUAGCAAAACAAGGCAAGCUCUCUACCUUUGGUUUUCAACAAGACAGCUGGUCGGCUCAGUCAUCCAAGAUUCUACCCUCUACCUUGUGUCCCGCUCCUCCUGGCACACACUCUUUCCAACUUUGGGGCGAUGAUUUUCGAGCCGGCAACAUUCUCCUGACUGAAUCAGAUGAUAUUGCCGCCCUUAUUGACUGGGAAUUCACCUACGCUGCGCCGACACAGUUCAUUCUAGAUCCGCCUUGGUGGCUCCUCAUUGAAGCCGCCGAGAUGUGGUCCGCUGGAAUGGACGACUGGGUCAACACGUACGGCGUGCGUUUGAAGACUUGGCUGGUGGCGUUGGAAAAAGCAGAAGCAAACACAACAGAGUCGAGCCAUUGGCCGCAGCCACUGUCCAGGUAUAUGCGGGAAAGCUGGGAGACGGGUCGCUUUUUCCUAAGCUACGCGGCCAGGAAGAGUUGGGCGUUUGACGCCAUGUACUGGAAAUUUCUGGACGAGCGAUUCUUUGGCGCUCGUGGAGACGAUAUUGUAAAGAGUGGCUUGUGGAAAACAAGAGUCCACUUGCUAAAUGACAUGGAGAGGGAGGCUAUGAAACCGUUUGUAGAGAGGAAGAUGGAAGAAAGGCGUAUUGUAGACUGGGAUCCUAAAGAAGCGAAACAGCGAUAUUCCGAGCUUCUAUUCGAUUGA
Molecule: messenger RNA, 873 nt
Organism: Metarhizium acridum CQMa 102
Lineage: Eukaryota; Fungi; Ascomycota; Sordariomycetes; Hypocreales; Clavicipitaceae
Source: RefSeq, a predicted model, not a curated record